AUGGCCAAUCUACUCGAUCUGCCCCUACCGGCAACCGAGUCAGUGGCACUUCGUGAGCCACUGCUACGCCAUCUUCAUGAUUCCUUUCCCGAUAUCGAUGCGCACAUUUUCGAGCGAGAUAUUGAGGCAUGGGCCUUGCUGCGCGAGACCUGCAUCCAUGCGUCGAGUGCUACAUCGUCCUUGUCGUCAUGGUACCAAUACGCUACGCAGCUGACAUUUUUACUGCGUAUACUGGGUGAGCAGGUGGGAGUUGCAUUCCCAUGGUCGCACGAUAGUAGUACAUCCUCGCUGCAGCGUGAUCCACGCUUGGCGUGGGAGUAUACACAUGUGCACCUCCGUAUUGCCGCUGCCUAUGCACAGGGCGGCGCCUCCGAGUCCCGUGGGACAGUCGAUAGCGUGAAGCGAGCGGCCCACCAUUUCCAGCUUGCGGCGGGGUGUCUCACAGCAGCGCAACCCAUGGCCGUGGCAGAGUAUGGCGCUUUGUUCACGUGCUAUAGCGCGUUGAUGCUCGCGCAGGCACAAGAAUGCUUUUGGCAAAAAGCUGUGCAAGAUGGGCUUAAGGAUACCACCAUUGCCAAGCUCUCACGCAGCGUGUCAGAUCUGUACGCGAGUUGCGUAGCCUCUGCGUCGCUGGCGUCCGCGUACCUGCCACGUGGGUGGAUCCACCACAUGGAGUACAAGCAGCAUCACUUUGCGGCCGCGGCCGAGUACCGUAAGAGCUGUGAUGAUCUGGCGCAGCGAAGGUACGCUGAUGAACUGGCGCGAUUGCAUGCAGCUGCUGCCUCCGUGCAGCGCGCACGCCAACUGCCCGCACGUACGCUGCCUCUGCCUGCGAUUGUGAAGGAUUUGGAGCCGUUGCAGCGCAUUAUCGAUACCAACCUUGCACGUGCGGAACGAGACAAUGAGCUCAUAUACCUGCAAGUCCCGACAAGUGCAAGUCAGCUGCCACCCAUCGGCACAGCCGUUCUCGUAAAAGACACACGUCCUCCGGAGCUUGGGGAGGCUUCGAAGACCGACGACAGUGCUACGCCGUACUGGUUUGUACGGCUUAUCACCUAUGGCAUUGACGUGGCUGUGCGUCUGUACAAGGACCGCCAAGCGCAAUUCCUCCUUACGACGCUUGAGCCGCUGGCCAUGGAGAAAGACACAGCGCUGAGUGAACAGCUGCAGUCGAUGCAUGUCACCGAGACCUUGGACCGCAUUGAGUCGCCCCGCCGUAUGCCGGAACGGUGGCAAUCGUAUAUGGAUGUGCUGUCAGCGCACCCCGUCACAGAAGUCGAGCACCGUUUGCGGCAAGUCGAGGAUCUCGGAUCGCUGUGCAGCGACUUGCUUCAUGAAGUCGAGUCACUACUUUGGACUCCACCUGUGCCAUCUCAUGCCACGUCUCUCCAAACGCUCUGGAAGGAGUACGAACGCACAAUGGGACAGGCCUCCGUUAGUGAUGCCGACGUACGCGCCAAGCUGCAGCCGGCGCUCCCUGUGCUGCGCAAACUAGCGCAAGGACGCACAGCGCUGCAUGAGUGGCUCAACGCGGUAGCGCUGCCUUUGGAACGCGAACGCACCGCCUGCGCCUUGGACCUACGUGCCUUACGUCGCGCAUGUGAAAAGGCCGACGAUAUCAAGGCGCAAAGCCGAGAGAUUGUGUGGCGAGCACGCGCACAAGCGGAUACGGAUGACAUCCGGCAGCGAUUGCUAGACGUCGCACGCGAGCGGCAUUUGGUCGAGCCGACAACGACAAGUGCACGGCGCGUCGAUCCUGCGGCCCUAGACGAUGUACUGCAAGAGGCCAUGGCCAAGUACGAUGUGUACCUAGACGAGAUGCGGCACCAUGGCGAGAGGCAGGCGGAAGUCCUGGCCGAGAUCCGGCGCGCACAUACGAAACUGCUACGACACGCCGCUUUAGCCGAGGCGCUCGAUGCCCAAGCAGCCGCUUGGCAGCACAUCGAUGAGGCCUACGAUACGUGGCGCGAUGUGUGUACGCAUGCAGAAGAAGGCUAUGCGUUCUACGAGCAGCUUUUCUCAAUGCUGCAGCAGCUACGUAGCGACGCUGCAGCGCUGCGUGGUGGCACCUGGGAAGGCGGUGUCAUCCAGUUUGCCUAG
This is a messenger RNA of Malassezia pachydermatis, 2100 nucleotides long. RefSeq names its product bro1-domain-containing protein. NCBI's taxonomy places the organism in Eukaryota, Fungi, Basidiomycota, Malasseziomycetes, Malasseziales, Malasseziaceae. The transcript is spliced from 2 exons. Bases 1 to 2100 code for a protein of 699 amino acids. The record is from RefSeq and is a predicted model, not a curated record. Gene Ontology annotation, cellular component: endosome. Gene Ontology annotation, molecular function: protein binding.